AUGCCAGCGGCACGUAUCACUGAACCACAUAGUAACGCAGUUCUUCGUGUUGGAGAAUCGCAUGUUAUACAGUGGGACACAUCCUCGGUCCCGACAAUCACCGACAUAGUGUCGGCGCAUCUUUACAAGGGCUUUGGUUCUGACAUACGACUCAUCAAAACUAUUCCGAUCAAUCGCAAGGCAUCGAUUGGAUGUUCGGAGCCCUUUAUCGUACCCGAAACUUCAAGGGGUUAUGAUUAUUUUUUCAACCUGAUCGGUAGCAACGGAGAAACCUUACAAAGUUAUUAUUUCAACAUCGCGAUCAACAAAUAA
Molecule: messenger RNA, 312 nt
Organism: Acaulospora morrowiae
Lineage: Eukaryota; Fungi; Glomeromycota; Glomeromycetes; Diversisporales; Acaulosporaceae
Source: the annotation of a GenBank genome assembly